This is a messenger RNA of Phasianus colchicus (ring-necked pheasant), 15345 nucleotides long. The record is from RefSeq and is a predicted model, not a curated record. NCBI's taxonomy places the organism in Eukaryota, Metazoa, Chordata, Aves, Galliformes, Phasianidae.
CUGCGGGGGGAGCGGGGGCUGUGCGGGGCGCGCUGCGAUGAGGUCGCUGCGAUGAGAUCGCGCCGUGAGCCCCGGGCCGUGCGGCCCGCAGAAACGGGAAGCGCUCCGAUGUGCGCUGCCGUUAUGGAGGGGUGGAGGUGGCGGUGGCGGUGGCCCGGCGCUGCGGGGCGAGCGCUCCGGGUGUGGGCUGGCCGUGGAGGUGUUACGGUCUGGUGGGAUGAAAGAGGCGCGGGAGCUAAAAAAAAAAACUGAAGCCUUUGUGAGCUUUCAAGUGGAAUGAUUGGAGAGCGCGAGGGAAAAGCUCAGCGAGCGGCGUUUGAGAGGAAGGAAGAGCUUUCAUGUGCAGCUCCGUGGUUGGGCGUUGCGGUGCUUGAGGGACCCGAGGAGCGCUGGGUUCACGGCCUCUGUGUGUGUGGAUUUGGGGCUGCAAAACGGGCGAGAACGCAAAUGUCCAUCAGCUUCGGCCUGUGGGCUUUGAACUCCUCGUAGCACAGUGAGGGGGGCAGGAGGCACACGCUGCUCUGCUGGGGUCGGGCUGGGUGCUAACCCAGUGCUCAGCGUGGGGCUUCGCUGCACAGACACCUGCUGGUGUGGCCUGUGGGAUGGUGGGUGAACGCUUUGACCAUGUAUGGCAGGUCUCAUCUUAGGCUUCUUAUGAAAUGUGGCCCCUUUAAAAACUCUGGUGUGCUUAUUUCGUUUAAGCCUUUCAGUUAGGUUUAAAAGAGAAAAAUGUUCCAGCCCCUUUGGCUUCUAAAUGAUGCUAGGAAAAGUGUUAAGGGUAUUGAUGCUUCUGAUUCUGUUUUUGUGCUGAUAGGAGUGCUGCAGGGAUCAGAAAGAAUGUCAAAGUGUUUUACUAAUAAGAAUACUUCUGCUUUAGUGUUCCCCUAUCGGUCUUGUACGCUUCACCUUUUAUCUGUUUUCUGCAUUAGGAGAUUUCUGAGGCACUGAGAGCUCCCUGAGAUUUCUGUGCCAGCAUUUCCUGUAGCAGUCCCCUUUACUGACAUGCCUGUGCGUAGCCACAACAAAGCAAAAGUUAUUUGUUUUGAAAACAUGGGAGAUGCUGCUCUGACUGGCUGGGUCUGGUGGUAAACGUGAGCAGCAAUCAGGCUCUGGGGCCAGCAAGUGGGAUACAGGAGGGAAGCUCUAAAGGUGAGUUGACUUACCAAGGUUUUGUGGGGAGAAAGUAGCGAUGGGGAGAGCAGGAGGAGGGAGAGGUGUGUUGCUGCCAGGCAGUGUGUGUUCAGCCCUGCUGCCUUGCUUCAGCUGCCAGCCCUUUGAGAAGCUGCAUGUUCAAAUGCCUCAAGUGUCUGUGCUUAAACCGGUGUUAGACAGUUUCUACAGGUGAUGUUUUGUAAACAAAUGAAACAAAAUUAAUUCUACAGCUUGAUCAUAGCGAUGUGAUAAGUUAGUUCUUUAUAACUGAGGUGGUUCCAUGAGAAUGAUGGACUUGGAACAGAUUUUCACAGUUCAGACAGGCUCCUGUCUCUAUUAAUGUCGCUGUAGUAGUGUGAAGUAUUGACAUUUGUUUCUGGAGCAGCAAUGGAUGGAUUGCAGAGACUCAUAGCUAAUGCACCCUAAUAAAUUAUGUUGCUGCUGGCAGUUGGGAAAAGAUGCAAGUGAGUUGCCAAUAGAAGGUGGUGGGGAAACUUUCUCUUCUCUUUUUAGAAACUGAGUUACGGGGACCAGCUCUUUACCAAAGCAAAGCCACUGUCUUGGAGUCUAAGGUAGAUUCAGAAAGAUUCAGGAAGGCUGGACCUACUCAACUUCUAGUUCUUCAAGGGGGUACAUUCUUCCUCAGUCUAAAUCAAAUUUGGCCCAAAGUUUCAAGAGUUUUGCAGCUCCACAGUAUCAUCUUGGUGUGAUUUCUGUACUUGCUGUAGUAAUUGAACAUACAUUUGCAGUUAGGUUUUACAUUGCAGGUGCAGGUUGUGUACUGCUCCUUGCCCUGCAAAGUGCAGCAGUGUUACCAAGGACUGAUCAGCUGAGCACACCAGGUAUAGCACACCAGGCUGGGCUACAGGGCUGGGUCUCAGAAAGGAUAAAGUCCUCUUCAUGCAGAUCCUGGUCCAGGGCUGGAUCGAUUCUGCAUCCCAACAAGGUCAGCCUGGGAGGAGAUAGCUUUUCCUGCGAGGAAGUGUGGUUUCAUAUCAAUUCAUGCUAUGGUCUAAUGGGAAAAUAGGUGCUUUAUUUCUUGUAUUCUGAUUGACUAGCAGACAGGAGCAGUACUUUGGUGGUUUGGAUGAAUUUGGAGUUGGUAUCUGUGAACUAACCAGUGGAAUUCCUUACGUGUUUGAGGCACUAAUGUUGUGGGAUAUCAAAAUGCUGCAGAAACUGGUGAGGUUUUCUUUGGUUGGGCAAGACAAAUGGAUCUUGAAACUCUCAAUGAAUCAAAGUUGUGUUCUUGAAUUUUGAAGUGCUUCAGAAAGUUUCUGGUUCAGCUUGUAACGAUGUAUUGCUGCUUAGAACGUGUUUUUUGAUGAGUACACUUUACCAGGGGUACAUUACUCCUAGUAAGCAUGGAGAGCUUUAUGUAAUAGGUCAGGUCACCAUUUCCUAAAAGAUGUAAGGGCAACAUCGGUGUUGGUGUGGUGACUGAAGAUGGCAAGUAGAGAACAGGCUCUGAGAAGAGCAGUUGUGUUUGGUUAAAUUUAUUCACGAGCUUCAGUCGAUGUUAAGCUUUGAAAGAAGGCAUCUCUCCUGCAGCUGUGGUGAUUGGGUGAAGAUGAUGUAUUCCCUUGGCAGGUUUCUAGAAGCUCAGAUGUCAGAAAGUUCAGUUAUCAUUCAGUCCACAAUCAUUAGGAUUCAUCUGCAUGCACUGUAGCUGACAGAAUACAAACUGGUAGCCCUGUCUUCAUGGCAAAUUUGUCCAAAGCAGCGUGUGUGGAUUUGGUACUGAAAUGCUAAACGUCCUGGGAGAUCCAUGGCAACCAGUUGCCAACACCUGUGUUAAAUUUGAAUCUGUUCUCUAGGUCUACGCUAAUCAGCAAUGAAUAUGUUACCUGUCUUUAAAAGAAUUGGAUUGAAUUCCUUCUAGUGCUGUAGUUUAAUUUCAAGAAAAAUCUGCUGCAGGAAGCAGCCAGUGUGUCAGAGCGAGCUUUACAGGCAGGGUGCUGUGCUAGAGAAGGGAUUCAGCACAGUGUGAACCAGCAUCAGGACAGCUGGCAGAUGGAUUAAGGGCUGGGGAUACGCUGGCAAGUCUUUCCAAUUCAGCUUCUACCUUUUUUCCCUGCUGCUUGUUUUGGUGCUGGUGCCAGGUAUUUGUUUGACUCAUUCUGUGCUCCCAGGAGUUUACAACUGUCAGCAUACAAAGACUUUCCAUAGCUUUUCGUGAGUAAGGUUAGAGCUUUGCCUGGUCCUGUGAGGUUUGUUUUGGAAAUAAAUGUAAUACUUUCUACUCUUAAGUUAUGCUCACUGUUCAUUUUCAGUCUUUGCAGAAGUGCUUUUAUCAACAGGCUUAUCUUCCAAACAAGAGAGAGAGAAAAGACUGUUUCUGGCAGAUGCUUUAUAAGUGACCUUACUGUUUAAGCUCCUGCCUCCUGGAAUGGUUUCUGAUAAAGUAAGAGCCUGGAUGAAUGGGAACGAGAGUAUUUUUCCCCUAAGCCCAUCUCCUGCAAAAUGCCACCCUCUCUUCUGAGGGUUUGGGUCUCAUUUAUGCUGAAGUCAGACCGAAGUUGGCCAGGCAGCUCCUUCUGGCAGUGGUUUGCUGGAAGGAGGUGAGCUGAAAGCAUUCUAUCUGUUAUCUGCUCGUUUAAAAGAAAACACAAUAAAACAAAUUAACUCUUUUUUUGGGGGGUCAUAUUUUAAAAAUAGGGAAGAAACAAAGAGGUUUUCAACUUUGCCUUCUGUUUUUAAUCUUUGACGGGUCAGGAAUUACAAAGACAACAGGUUAAAAAUUUCAGACCUUGUUGUCAGACUUUAGGAUACCAGAAGGGUGGAAAAACAAUUUCUGGCCCAACUCCAGGUGCUGCUGAAAAGGGCCUCUGGAAUUUUAGCAGUGAUGGCGAUGAUCUACCUGUGCUGAUGGCCCGGAGCUGCCCAGUGGCUGCAAGACCAGCCUGAGGAUGCUGGAGGAGAAAAGUGAGCACAGUCAUAAGAAAUCCCAACUAUGUGUCUGUAAGCUUUUAAGCUGAUUCACACACAAACACUGCAGUGCUCUCCCAAGGCAGCUUUCCCACUACGGUACUGCUAUGCUGCGAGUGUGCAGAGAUGCUGCUUAGCUCAGCCACAGUGGCACAGAAGAGGUUUGUUUUUACUUUUAGUUCUGCAGCUCACGUGGUUUUGGAAUAGAGAACAUAGCAGUAGGGUUAGCUGUCAGACUGGGCAGCCUCAUAACCUUUGCAUCUGAGUUCAGCCUUAUUCCAAACCUGACUUCCUAAAUGAUUCAGGAUGGUUUUUUACAGUGUUUGUUGCUUUUGAGUUAACGCUGACUGCGGCUGAUGAAAUACUGAUGUUUUAUUCUGGUGUUUGGGAUUUUUACUAGACCGUUCACUCCACGUGCUGUGACUGAUUUAGGUGAGGAAUGUGCAAAUGUAAUGGUGAUUUCAUACCUAGGUCAGUAUGGGAAGCAGCUGUUUGGGUUGGAAGGAGAGGGCCUUGCUUUCUGCUUGCCCCAGAAGAGCUGUUCCUUCUCACUCCUGCAAGCUGCUGCUGUCACUUCCCUCAUUUCAGAAAUUUAGACCCUUGAUGAAAAAGGAAUUGCUUAUUUUAGACGUAGCUUGGAAAAGUUGCUUCUUGAUCUGACACAGCCCAGUUCAUAAGGGUUGAAAAGGUGUGUGUUGAGCUUUUGGUUCCUUUCAGCUGCUUUCUUGAGUGGUUCUGAGCUUUUGGGGAUGUUACAUAAGCCACCUGAUGAAACUUGAAGUGAGCAAACCAUAGAGCUCUUUAUGAAACAUCACUAUUUUUUUUUCUAUGACCAUAGGAAAUAGGUUUCCAAUGUCUGUUAAAUGCUUGGUUGCUUUGGAAAAGGCUUUUUUUUCAUGUGAAUUGUUAGCUGCCACCAUUACAGGAAUGAACUCAGUGAAUGCUUGGUUUUUAGAGUUGGAACAUUACCACCAUGUGUGAAAUACACUGAGUAAAAUCCUUCUGCUCAUCCCCUUGCUUUUUUUUCCAUUCAAGAGUGCAAGUUAAGCUCAGGAUUUUCAAAGAUAUUUCACAACAAGAGCAGCACUAACGUGCUGAGGCUCUUUGGCACUGGUGCCCAGGCUGAGCACCGAGGAGCAGAAGUAAUUCCUUGUGCUCAGCAGUCCAGGAUUUUAUGUAAGUAGUGUAGCAGUGCUCUGUUUUGUUUUCUCUUUCAUUAAGAGGAUCAGAGCUGAGAUUUUUAGAUCCAGGACAGUUUCUGCAGGUAGCUGGUGGAAAUGGAAGGCAGACAUUCCAACCAGUUUGGUGCAGUUUGCUUUCUUCACACGCCAUGCAGUUGGAGUGUCUUUAAUUUUCUUAUUUAAUAAUCAUUCCACUGUAAAAUACAUUUGUGAAGAGCAGCUCUCGUUCUCCUUGGCGUGCUGUACACAUGCUGGAAAGCAUUGUGUUCUUUUUGCAGCACGAGGAAACGUCCCGGUGCUUGGUGGAACUUGGGUGAGUGCUGCUCAUGUGGAAGCAGUUAAGACAUCUGGUAAAGCUGUAUGAUAGCUUCACAGCAAUGUUAUUGGAGCUUGGAGCAGCCAGUGUAAUAAUGCUUUAGUGUCUGUAAGGGAGGAAACAAAAAGAGGGUAUUAACUCUAAGAAUGGCGCUAAGUAAAAACCCCCAAAUUAAAUGAUUUUUUCUUUAUGAAUUUACUUUAAUCUCCUGUAGAAAUGCUUCCCUGAUGCUUCCUCCAUCCUCUGUGAUGUAGGGCUCCAUUUGUGCUGAGGAUUGAGGUAAUGUUGUAACACAAGACUCCAAUCCUUGUGCUGACAGCACAGUACAAGAGAUGUCCUUCUUUUUUUUGGUAGAUUGUUAUGCUGUUUCCCUUGCAGUGACCUUCACAUAGGUGGGAUAGCACCUUCCUAUUGAAGCAAAUGUCUUAAAUCUCUCUAGUUGGAAUAGGAUGUGUGUUUGGAAGGGUGCAUUGCUUUCAUGAAUGAAUUUUGUGUAACAGCAGAAGUUGAUGAUCUCAAGGCUUUAUAACUGCACAAGUGUUGCUGGAGUUAAGAUGAGGCAAAAUGAGAGUUGGGAAGUUUCUCCUUUUCAUACAUAAACUCCAUAGCUUCUCGAAAAGACAGAAAAUUCUGAACAUUGGGAAGCCUUAAUCUGUAAACAUUUCAGCAAAAACUUGUCAUUCUACUCAUAAGAAUUUAAUUCCUUCUUUAUUGAGCAGGUAUGUAAUGAUAGAGCUGGUAACACUACUCUAAUUCUAAACUUAUACAAGUCCUGUUAUAUGUAUUUUUAAUUUAAUACUGUUUAGCCUAAUAGUGGUUUCCAUUGUUCACCUGCCUUUGGCUGUGUUCUUUUCAAGUCUCUUUUCAAAUGGACUGCUUCCAAGAGAGAAAUAAGGAUCCUUUCGUUCUUGAACCAUGUGAGGAGUUAUUAUAAAACAUUUUUUGGUGUAGAUGUGCUCCCCUCCCUCGUGCUCAGAAUAAAAGAGCAAGAAUCUCCCAACCCUGAUGGGUUUGAGCCUUAGAGCUGAGCUGACACCUAGAACAUUCAUGCUACAUAUACCAUAAGAGAGUGCUUGUAAUGCUGAGUUGAUUGGGAUGACGUUUACAGUUGCUUAAUGCCUUAGGUAAGUGGUUAGGCAGCUUGAUGCCUAGGUGCCCAAGGUGACCUGUCACCAGCAGUGGACACCUCACACGUAGUUUAUGCCCUCUCUUUUUGAUUUGUUUCCUUUUUUAAAACUACUUUGCCCUGCUUCUGUGUUAGACACUGAAUUCUGUUGUGAUCUGCACAGCAAUACAAGUAAUUUUUUGAAGUUUUUUGCAGCUUCCUAAGUUCAGUGUUCUAUUUUGUCAACUGUUUAAAUAUUAUUUUAACUUGGCUGCUUCCCUUGGAAACUCUCCUGCUUCACAGCAUGCCGGCUAUCCUGUUUUGUUGUCUCUGACAUGGGACUUAUAUCUGUUUGGUUGAUAACUGUGUUCUUCGUUUUGUACUUUUGCCUUCAAAAAUGUUUCAUUCUGGAGCAGCUGGAUCUGUUUUUGUGGUGCUGGUGCUACCAUGUCCCAUCCAAACAGCUGUAGAUGGUUAGAGGUAAUGCAGCCAGUGCUCCCUCAGAAAAACAGGGCAUUUGGUGCUGAAGUCCUUGGAUGUUUAUUUCCAUGCACACGUACCUGUAUUUUAUUAUCAAUUGGAUUCUGAACCAAGAUAUGCAUAUGUAGUAAUAAAUCCAGAGCAAGGUAGAAAUUUCAUUUAAAAAGACAAGAACUCAUUUCUGACAUCCAGUUUUUUGAAUGCAAAUUGAUGAGCGUGAUGUUCUUUCCAGGUUCAAAACAAGUGCCCUGCUGCCUGCAAGACACGUGAGAACAUUUGCCCAAAUUGCAGGGUAUUGCUGCAGUAAACCAUGCAAUAAUAUGUUGCUUGUGUGUGUGCAUGCCCUCUAAGACUAACUACGGAAUAGAAAAUGUAUGACAGCAUGCAGGAUAAAGCAGGCGAGGGUCACAAAGUGAGUACUGGAGUAGGAGCACAGGAAAGUGAUGUACAGAGCUGCUGUGCCCAGCUCAGUUUCUCUGGUGUGGUUUUAGCUGUUCUGUUGAACACAGAAUUACAGACAUAAAGACCUUGGAAACUCACGUUAACUUGACGUCCAACAGCUACAAUUUGUGCUUGUUGUGCUCUUCGCUGCUAUUUGAUGUAGUGGGGCAGGGUGAGCUUGUGCCAGUGACUGCAGAAUUUCUUCAUAUGCCCCGUUGAGGUGCUCUGUGUCUCUGCUGGCAGAGUUUAACAUGUUAGGAAAACUCGGAACUUUGGGAGUGUAAUGAAGUUCUCCCUUAAUGUGAAAUCUUGGAGUGCUCGUGCCAGCUGUGGGUAGAAGUUGUGUCAGUGAGGCUUCGUAGUCAGAGUUUGGGGAAGACUUUGCUGAUCCAUCAUGCAGUGUGGAGCUCUUGUAGUAGAAAAAGACUGAGGCAACCCUUCCUGUUUUGUUCUUUCGGGGAUUUUUUUUGCUAAAUUCACAGCCUAGCUCCUAACUUAAGAUCUGCAUCAGAGUAUUGCUAGCUGUUAGCAGGGAAGCUCAUUUGCUGUUGUUUCCUGUGAGUGCCCACAGCCAGAAACAUGCUGUCUACCUUCCUGUUACCAAAGUGAGAUGGGCAUGGUGCAGCUUUGCUGCUGAGGGCAGCCCUGCCUGGGGCUGAUGCACAGAAACCUUGGCAAAGCUGCUGAUGGUCACAGGCUCAGCCAUGGCUGUGCUGAUAGUUGUGGGGUAUUCUGGCAGCAGUGAAGUCUAACAGCUGCAUGGGCUGCUUGUUGCCUCACCUACCUAAUGUCCAUGGCAGCCAGUGCCAGCUUUCCCAGCUCAUGGUGAGUGACCUUCCCCCAGCACAGGGGUAGGAUGCUGCAGGGAGUGCUUCUCCAGUAUGAGUUUGGCUGUUGGGAGAAGUCACCAUAUCCGUUGUGCUGCAGAGUAUGCUCAGAAGAUAGGCCAUGUCCACCUGAGACAUCUCUGUUUUAUGAUUUAAAGCUGUGCUCAGGUGCUUUUUGUAUUUACAGAUGUUGCAUUUGAUGCCUUUGUGGGUGAUGCUGUUUCAGGGCGAAUGUGUGGGUACGAAGAAGUAAGAUCCUGGGCUGGGGCCAUUCAGCGGGCUGCUCCAUGCAGCUGUAACUGUCUGGGUGACCCCUGGUGUGCACUGGUGGGCAAUGGCACUUGAGAAGAGGCUGGAUUUUCUGUGGGGCAUUCUGUGCCAGGCCUGCACUGCUUUAUAGCUCUGCAAGAAGAGCUGAGGGAACUGAAGUUCCCACUAUCUGCUGGCUGUAGCUGCAGUUAAAGUGAGGCUUGGCCAACUGCUGGACAGAAACAAAAGCUCGAUUCUUUGUGUGUGCAGGAUGCUAUUUCUCUCUUUUUUUUUUUUUCCCUUUUGUCUUUUCCCUCUUUUGUUGUUUUCUCCUUAGCUGCCAUUUGACAGCUCCAUCAGCAUGGUGGGAGAGUGAUGGAUCCCUAAUGGCUGGAUGCUUCUUUUCUUUGCCAUACUGGCACAUCCUACAUGUCCACUAUUUUGGGGGUUAGAAACCAUUUUGCUUUCUACCAGAGUUGCUGCUCGUUUCUGUGCCAUGCCACAGCCUGACAUUUUGGGAAUCUUUUGGUCCAGGUUACAGCAGCUGUGUGUGCUGUUAGAAAUAUGAACAAACUGAGCUGUAUAAGUGCCUUGCUCAGGUAACGUACCCUUUAUUCAAAUAACUUUUGCUCUGGAAUGUGCUCCCUGCCUGUAAUGCCAAGUUUAAUUAAGAGAGGAUCGCAGGGAUGAGAUACAGACUUCAUUUUUCUCUUCUCGUCAACUUUCCCUCCUUGCCUUUUUCCCCAUUCUCCUUUGAUCUUCAGAAAAUCUCAGCUCGUGAAAAUAAAGGCUCCACAGAGUCUUCAAGGUAAAGAAAUAUGAGUAAGCACAAGCACCACGAAUCACAGAUUUGCAUGCACUGUGCUUGCUGCAGGCUGUCUUUCUUCAGUUGACUCAGGUUUUCACCUCGGUAGAGCAGGGGUGAGGAAUUUCCUUGUUGAGGACUGAAUAGGCUUUUCAAACACCUUUGAGCCCGCUCUGUCAUUAUGCAGCGUUGCACAAUGGUUCGUUGAAGCCAAACCCUGGCUGUGGGCUGCAUGAAACAGAGCAUGGCCCGAGCUCAGCGGGUGGGUGGCAGCUGGGCCUGCAGCAGGGUGCUGGAACCCCUCCCCUUGGGCUCCUGCUCCACAUGCCUGCAGGCCUGGCUUUCUGCACUGAGGUGGAGAUGGACACCUGUGGAUCCAUCCUGUUCCUGUUCUCUGCUGUCAUCAGCUCUCAGCGAUGAUGUUGUGGCCUCAUCUUUGAAGUCUUCUUGCAGUGCCUGGGGAAGUGGAAGCAAGAAGCGACUCGUUGGCUGCCUUUGGGGCCUGUCAGGUGCUGCUGUCGCAGUGCUGGAGUUGGGGAAGUAAGAGAAGCAGUUUCUGAUUUAUUUAUGACAAUACGCUGCUAUGGUUCAGUAAUGCUGUGUUUCUACUGUGAGAAGGAAAUGAGAAUUCAGGUGGGAGUCAGCUGGUCGUGGCUUACAGAGAUGGAUCACAAGGCCUACAGAUGGCUGUGACAUGGCGGAAAGUGAAGUACUGCUAAUUGGCUGAAGUUUUCUGAGUGCUGAUGGACCUCAUUGGGACUCCUGCACAUCCUGUCUCUGUUCUGUGCCUCUUUGAACUUUUCCCCACUGAUAGCUGUUUCAGUCACAGACCAGAGCUGAUAGUUCUGAAACGAUCUCCCUUCUCCCAGUUCAUAAAGUGAAACUUACGGAGAAAACAUCUAACCUUACUGAGGCUUCUGCUUAUCACUGUGUCUUCAGUUCACUAGGCACAGUGUGAACCUGGUCUGGGAGGCUGCCAGGGUCAGGAAAGCAUAGACUGCUUUGCUUAUCUUUAUUAGUAGGUAUCUGGAAGCUGUACUGUCCUGUGCCUGUGCUGAGGACUGGCUGUGUGUCAGUGGCAUUCUCUGUGAGACAGGAGGUCUGCCCCUGGAUGCUCCUGGGAGUAUGGGUCUGCUUUUAUUUCUAAAAUGAUACUCCAGAGCAUGUUCAGAGCAGAGCUUUGUGCAUCUGCAGGGUUCCAUAUGGGAAGGAGUCUGAAGAAGAUAAAAUGGAAAGAAUUGAGCUGGUUAUAUUGCAGUGUGGGGUGUCAUCCCAUCUGAUCUGCAGGAGGCUGAGGUUCUCCUGUGUUGUUGGUAGAGUGGCAACGUGAUGCAUUGCCUGUGUUGCGUGCAGCUGUAAGGGAAGUCAGCAGGAAAGGGCUGUUCAUAACAUUCAUGGUUGCCUCUUUAGCAGCUGAAAGCAGCAAACUGCUGCACGUGGCAUUGAUAUUGCAGGAAUGACUCUGGCGAUGUGUUAGCACCUUCAGUGCCUUGCCAGACAGUGACUGAUUAAUACAGUAUGUCCUUGCAUAAGUCUUAAUGAAGAGUUUAUGUUGCUUGUGCUCAGAUUUUAUAUAAAUAUAAUCAUAUAUAUAAUCAGCUCUCUCAAUUGCAUCGUCUGAAAGGGUAUCUUGCUUGCUUAUGCUUGUAAUUUAGUGAGGUUUGUGCUUGGUUGGAAUAUUUCAGAUUAGCUUAGUUUCCUCUUCCCUCCCCAUAAAGGAAAGUUAAAUAAAAAUAACUGUUAGCUUUCACGGGUGUGCGGUUUGGCAUAGACCAAAUGCUUAUUUUAUCUGAGGCCUCUGAAGGUGGAAGGAGACGUUUCAACAAGUCCCUUGGAGGCGGGCAGAGGUACAGGGUUGGAGAGCUGUGUGCCGUUAGCACAUCUGCAUGCAUAGGUGGAACCCAUCACCCUGCUGGCUUUCACCGGCCGCUAUCAGGGCUGCUCUUGGUCUUGCUUUUGCACAAGUCCUCUUUUGGCAGGCAGAAGAUCUGAGGCUGCGUUUGCCAAGUCUUUGAGAAAGUAAUUCUUGGCCUGCCACAACUUUGAAUACAACUUUUUGAGUUGGAAUGGAGAGAUAAGGAUUUUCAGUCACCUAAGGUACUCUUCCACUGUUUGAGAAACUCCUUUUUAGGUCAGAUUGAAUAAAUCUGAUGCUGUUGGAAAACAAAACCGUGGAGAAGAUGGUCUGAGAUUUGCUGGUUCUGUGGAUUUUUCUGCACGUUGAAAUCAUCUGGGAUGGGUGAGCUGCUGAGUGCUGGGGCAGGAAGUGAGCUGCGGCUAAGGUAGCACCGUCUGAAUGCACACUUGUCAGAAAGCUGCUUUCAGCUAAUCCCUGGGAGGAAGUGAGCUAUAAUCAGUACUCUGUGAGCUAAUCACAGGAAAUCUAUUGCUCAACAGGAGCCUCGAGGGGGGUUGGGGGGUGGGAGGGGAAAAAAAGGGAAAAAAGAGAGGAGCGUUAGAAAAAUACCCGUGCAGACAUUGCAUUCUGCUUUUGUAUUCAAAAAAUGUUUGGCCUGAGAAGAUGGAAUAUCUGCUGAAAAGACCAACCCUCCAAAGUGCAUUGAAGAGCUGCACAAUGCCUGUAUCUGUUUUCUUGGAAGGUCUUUUUGCUCCCUUGUCCGGAAUAAAGAAGCAUCGAGGCUCGUCUCCUCCAGGAAGGUGUUCUGCUCACGAAUGCUGGUGCUGGGAAGGCUGAAGACAAGAUAACAAAUUGGAGUUCUCACUAGCUGUUCAGAACCAUGUCUGACAACGGAGAACUGGAAGACAAGCCACCAGCUCCUCCUGUGCGGAUGAGCAGUUAUGGGGGAAAGGACCCGUUGUCUGCCAACCACAGCUUGAAACCUCUGCCCUCUGUACCAGAAGAGAGAAAACCUAGGAAUAAAAUCAUCUCCAUAUUCUCUAGCACUGAAAAAGGAAGCAAGAAGAAGGAAAAGGAACGACCAGAAAUCUCCCCGCCAUCAGACUUUGAGCAUACUAUCCAUGUUGGCUUUGAUGCUGUCACUGGAGAGUUCACUGGAAUGCCAGAGCAAUGGGCUCGGUUGCUACAGACCUCAAAUAUCACCAAGUUAGAACAGAAGAAAAACCCUCAGGCGGUACUAGAUGUGCUGAAAUUCUACGACUCCAAAGACACAGCAAAACAGAAAUAUCUGAGCUUUUCUGCUCCAGAAAAAGAUGGUUUCCCUUCAGGAACACCAACGACCAAUGCCAAGGGUUCAGAACCAUCAACAGCUGUGGCAGAUGAUGAUGAUGAUGAUGAAGAAGCACCUCCUCCUAUUAUUGCUCCACGGCCAGAUCACACGAAAUCGAUUUAUACACGGUCUGUAAUUGACCCCAUCCCUGCACCAGCUGGUGACGCUUCUGUUGAUGGUGGGACAAAGUCAGGUGAUAAGCAGAAAAAGAAGACCAAAAUGUCAGAUGAAGAGAUCAUGGAAAAACUACGUACUAUUGUGAGCAUAGGUGAUCCCAAGAAAAAAUACACCAGAUACGAAAAAAUUGGGCAGGGGGCUUCAGGUACAGUUUUCACAGCUAUUGAUGUGGCUACUGGGCAGGAGGUUGCUAUCAAACAGAUAAACCUGCAGAAACAGCCCAAGAAGGAGUUGAUUAUUAAUGAGAUCUUGGUAAUGAAGGAGCUAAAGAACCCCAACAUAGUCAACUUCCUGGACAGUUACCUCGUAGGAGAUGAACUGUUUGUGGUGAUGGAGUAUCUAGCUGGAGGCUCGCUAACAGAUGUGGUCACAGAAACAUGUAUGGAUGAAGCACAGAUUGCUGCUGUUUGCAGAGAGUGCUUGCAAGCGCUUGAGUUCCUCCAUGCCAACCAGGUCAUCCACAGAGAUAUAAAGAGUGACAACGUGCUUUUAGGAAUGGAUGGAUCAGUUAAACUAACCGACUUUGGUUUCUGUGCUCAGAUCACCCCAGAGCAGAGCAAGCGCAGCACUAUGGUUGGAACUCCUUACUGGAUGGCUCCUGAAGUCGUCACAAGGAAAGCCUAUGGCCCUAAAGUGGAUAUCUGGUCACUAGGCAUCAUGGCUAUUGAGAUGGUGGAAGGAGAACCCCCGUACCUCAAUGAAAACCCCUUGAGGGCGUUAUAUUUGAUAGCAACUAAUGGCACACCAGAGCUUCAGAACCCUGAGAAACUGUCCCCAAUAUUCCGGGAUUUCUUGAACCGAUGUUUGGAGAUGGAUGUUGAGAAAAGAGGAUCAGCCAAAGAAUUGCUACAGCAUCCCUUCUUGAAACUGGCCAAACCUCUGUCUAGCUUGACGCCACUGAUCCUGGCAGCCAAAGAAGCAAUGAAGAGUAACCGCUAACAUUAUUGCCAUGGCCUACAUUUGUUUUUGUUAUUUUUUUUUUUACAAAUCUUUUUAAUAUAUGAAAUUGUUACACUUCUGGUGGGAGGGAAGAGAUUUGCGGGUGGGGUGGGGCGGGGGGAACAUCUGCAAAAGGGAAGCAACUCUCAUCCAGAAGACACCUGACAUAAAUUGUGGUGAAUCUAGUGAUCCCUUUCUGGGGUCCAGAAGGAAUUGAGGACUGAAUUACUGGCUUUUUUUUCCCUUCUUCUCCUAUAUUUUUUUUUUCUCCAGACAGCCCAGAAAUGCCACUUAGCAUGCCCAGGGUUUUAAGGGCUUUAAUGACUUUACUGUAACAACUCCCAUUCAUUGUACCCUUGUGGGUGCUUUUAGUACUUGAAUGACCAAUUCAAGCUUUCAGAGAGCAGCACUAAUUUUACCAGCUGAUCUCUUUCAUUCUCCUCUUCCUCCCCUCUACCUGUAAAUUGCUCUAGUAAGCUCCCAAAUGACAGGAUUCAUGGCAAAUGUGACUAAUGUGAAGGUACAUCUUGCCCCUUGUUCCUUAUGCAGAUUAGCUGUCACUCAACUGUUUAAUAGUGUGGCUACUUAAGAAAUCACAAUAUGAGAUAUAUUUUGCUUUUUCAGACAUGUAUGGAGAGAGGGGGAAGAGAAGUAUUCAAAUGCUUUUUAUAUGCCUGUGCUCUGUGGACUAUUAAUCAAAGAUGUGGCUACUUUGUAGAAACCUCAUGAUUGGUCAAGUCUUUGGAUGUCAGUUUAUGGAUAUGUAGGUAAGGGUCAGAUAGUUUAUUUAUGAUCAAGUGAUCAGCUAUAGUCAGGGCAAGAAAACAAUUCCAGCUGUCUUCCUGUGUGUUCUUUUUCCCAUUAGUCUCGCUGGCCAGAAGCUUAAGGGGUAUUUUGCUUGGUGUGGUGGGUGGUUCAGAAACAUGUAUUGCAUCUUUGCUCUGACUUGGGCUUUGGAAGUUAUGCUGGUGCCUUUGACUUUUUAUUUUACAUUUUCUUUCUUGUAUCAAAUACAUUUUUGUAUAUGUUGUAAUUUUUUCCCCCAAGCAAGUAAUGCAUCAACAUAUGGAGUUGUCAGAAUUUAAGUAUUAGAGCUAUUUUUUUUCCAGUUUUGUAUGUGCUCCGUUUGUAUUAAUGAAAUCAAAACAAGUCAUCAGAUCUGAGGACACUGAAGAUGCAGGUUUUCUCAAACAGAAGAUUACAAACACCUGGAAAUGCCAAAAUGCUGUUCUGAGAAGACGGAGGCUGAGAUGGGAGAACAGUGCCUUCAGAAAUCCACGGGGCUUAUUUAACUGGCUGGUUGGAAGCUGAAGAGACUUGAUGCAUCAUCACACUGACCCUUUCUCACUGCAAACAACAGCAGCCUGAGUGGCUGAAGUUGAACAUUCAGUGCAAGAAAAAGUGCCUCCCUUUGAGGGACAGUGAGCGCCUUCAGCGACUGUGAUUUCUUGGUGUGUUAAUGGGGCGAGUGUAAAAGAGCCUGUGCCCCCAGCUUCUUUUAGUGCUACAGUCUAUGCAUUUCAACUUCCCAAACAGUUUAAUGAAGAACUAACUGUA